Aspergillus melleus is the source of this 1299-nucleotide messenger RNA. It is a transcript of the gene clc1, whose product is annotated as clathrin light chain CLC1. Gene Ontology annotation, biological process: clathrin coat assembly; clathrin-dependent endocytosis; intracellular protein transport. The transcript is spliced from 4 exons. Gene Ontology annotation, molecular function: structural molecule activity; clathrin heavy chain binding. NCBI's taxonomy places the organism in Eukaryota, Fungi, Ascomycota, Eurotiomycetes, Eurotiales, Aspergillaceae. Gene Ontology annotation, cellular component: clathrin coat of coated pit; clathrin coat of trans-Golgi network vesicle; plasma membrane. The record is from RefSeq and is a predicted model, not a curated record. The coding region runs from base 235 to 969 and encodes 244 amino acids.
UGAAGCUGGGCUCGUCGCACCUGUCUUAAGCUUGCUCACCGCCCGGACUGGCAGAAUCGAUCACCCCCGGCGGCUUCUCCCCCAUUCAUCGCUCCGUCCGGCAACCCUCAUCUUGAAGCCAGCUGGAGCCUUACAUUCCCGUCAGGUCACCUUUUCUCAUCCCAUUGAUACGGAAUUCUUUCGCGACUGACAACCGAUACUACUACUCUCAUCUACCACCACUCUUGAAUCAUCAUGGCCGACCGUUUCCCCUCUUUGGAGGAUUUCUCUGCGGGUCAAACCGAAGUUGUUGACACCAACGGCGGCGCCGACGAGAAUGACUUCCUAGCUCGCGAGAGAGCGAUGCUAGGCGAUGAUGCCGAACAGUUCGCUACCUCGCAGGACCACGUUGCUACAGCCGAGAAUGUUGACGAUGACGAUCUACUGGGCGGUGCGGAGGGAGCUCCGACUGGCAGCCCUGCUCACGAGAUGUCUGGGUUCAAAUCGUCGUUCCCUGCUCUUGAGACACAGAACGAGCAAGUUGCACCUGGCGGUACCAUCACUGGAACCGGUGCUCCCUUCCCACCCACCGGCUACUCCAGCUACCAAGAGCCUCAGGAGGAACCUGAACCCGUCAGGGAAUGGCGCGAGAAGCGUGAUGCGGAAAUCACCCGCCGUGCCGAGAUCUCCGAGGAGAAGAAGCAGUCGACCGUCCAGAAAGCCAGAGAAGACAUCGACGACUUUUACGUCUCUUACAACAACAAGACCGACAAGCUCCGUGCGCAGACGAAGGCCGAGGCCGAACAAUUCCUGUCUAACCGGGAGGACACCUCUUCUGGUGGCACCAGCUGGGAACGCAUCGCGAAAUUGGUUGACAUUUCUGGAAAGGGGACCAAGGGCGGCGCCAGUGGAUCUGGCAAGGAGCGUUUCCGUGAACUGCUGCUUGAUUUGAAGAAAGACCAGAAGGCCCCCGGUGUCAGUGGGGUCUAGAUCGUGGAAUCGGCUCAAAACCUCCCUCCAAGAUACGGGUUGAGCACGGGGAAGGAAUGCCUUAGCAUGAGAGUCUUCCUCAUUUCCUCGAUAUCACUGCAUCCCAGCGCCUCUAUCAUGACUACCUUGCCGCUACCCAUCUAUCCCCUUUGUCUACCUCCAGGUGCUUGGCAUGUCCUCUCGAAUUCGCCCGUAUUUUGUUACGCAUGAUUUUCUUACACCCAUUCUGCUUUAGCUUAUUAUUCUGUCACCCUUGUCUUUUUAUCUUAAACGCUUUCUUUCUUAAUUUAUGUAGGUAAAUAACGCAUACAGGUCGUUUUGAUCAUCAGU